AUGUCCGGCGUCGCGUUCUUUGCCUCGCAGCCGGGCUCGCACGCAGCAGCGGAAUUCGACGCUCUAUUGCAACGCAUAGAGAACCCGAAAGCCUCUGUCACAGCGGCCGCUGCCGCGGACCCCGCCGCGUCCGCCUCCAGCGAGGCUUCCACGCCCGACCCAGCCCCGUCCGCGGCGGCGGGGCAGAACCCGAUGCGGAUGGUGCGCGAGACGCGGGGGCGGGUGCGGCGGGCGGAGACGGCGGUGCUGGCGGCGCAGGCGGGGCUGGACGAGUACUCGGUGCACGUCACGACCUCGAAGCGGAACACGGUGAUGACGCUCACGCGCGGGGAGCGCACGCUGCUGCAGUCGACGCCGGGCAAGUUCGGGUUCAAGAAGGCGGCGCGGGGCGGGUACGAGCCCGCGUACCGGUGCGCGCUCGCGGUGGUGGCGAAGAUGGAGCGGGAGAUGAAGAAGGGGCACCCGGUCUGGUGGCGGCUGAACCUGAGCGGGUUCGGGUCGGGCAGGGACGCGAUUGCGGCGGUCGUCGAGGGCCCGGUGGGGACGAAGGUGCGGGAGCGGUUGACACGCCUGACGGACAGGACGCCGAUCAAGAUUGGGGGCGACCGGGGCAAGAAGGAGAGGCGGUUGUAG
This is a messenger RNA of Epithele typhae, 633 nucleotides long. RefSeq lists its product as uncharacterized. Gene Ontology annotation, biological process: translation. The transcript has a single exon. Bases 1 to 633 code for a protein of 210 amino acids. Gene Ontology annotation, cellular component: ribosome. Gene Ontology annotation, molecular function: structural constituent of ribosome. NCBI's taxonomy places the organism in Eukaryota, Fungi, Basidiomycota, Agaricomycetes, Polyporales, Epitheliaceae. The record is from RefSeq and is a predicted model, not a curated record.